AUGUUUUCGGCGACUUCCCGGGCCUGCUGCGAGUCGCCCAAGAGCCCUGUUGUCCGACACAUCCUGUCCCUACUGCGAGAAGUAUUCAACAUACCCCAUCUGAGCGCACGGCUGCAAUACGAGGUCCUGCACGUGUUUCGCCACCUGGACAUCGAGGUCAACGACGUCAGCUGCAAUCAUGGGCCUUCACUUUUGGCGCGCUUGAUGGCACCGCCGCCUGUGGGUCAGAAUGACGAUCUCAAGGCAGGAACCGUUCAAUUGGAACCGUUCGCAUGGAUCCGACGAUCAUGAAGCGACGAGGGCAAGGGCUGCGUGCAGACAUAGACCGACGUCAUUGAUGGGCGUGUAUCGCUCGGUGGGGUGGGUGUAAGGACGAUUUGUCUGUGUGUUUCUGUUGUGUUGUGUUGUGUUGUGUUGUGUGUGCAGCCGAAGAGACAGCCACUCUCCCCUCAACAGAUAGCAAAAGCGGACUGGACUGUCGAGGAAAUGGGGUGAGUGGCAACGAAUAUUUUCUUUGUCGUUGUUGCGGGCCUUGCUUUCAGGGGGACGAGUAUGCCAAUGUCGAGACGUGGGAGCACUACCUGGCUGCUGCUGAAGACGAGUUUGAAGACGAGACGGUGAGAUAGAUGUGACAGACAAAGUCGGAGAGCGGACGAACUUUGGGUUCUUGUGCAGGUCGGUCAGCAUGCAUCACAUCCACUCCCUGCACCCCAGCCGGCCACCACCUUCACGCCGCAUCCAGUGGAGCCGCUGCCGAGGACUGUCGCGCCGCGCCCGGCGUCCUCCUAUUCCCGACGCCCAUCAUCGGCAGCCACACCACAACACAGCGACCACAUUUCUCGGCAAGAAUUUCGAUUUUGAUCUCGACGACGCACCUCAGGAGCCAGAUCUCCAGCGCAUUGCAGGACAAAUACAGGACGAUCUGGGCCAGAAGCUCCGUCGAGAGCUGGGCACUGAGCUGAAGAUCGACGCCGGGCGCAUCACCGUCAGCCGCGAGGACUACCUCGAGAGGGGGUCAACUGAGGACGACCGGGUGCCCAUACAGCUGAAUGGUACGUACAAGGGAGAGGUCGCGCAUCUGGCAUCUAUUGUGUGUGCUUUGCAAUCAGCACCAGCGUGCGAUGUUCCAUCGGCGGGGCAGGCGUCGACUGACGACGGCUCACCGACAGGUAACCGGUAUCGGGUCGGCUCCCAACGAUUCUUCCUCUGUUUCCCCUUUUCUGCUGCUGUCUGUCAGCCAAUGCACCGCUGCUGGGGGCUGGCGGGGGGGGGCGGGGGCGCCUGGCGGGAGGGGCCCGCCUGGUGGGGUGCUGCACCACCCCCGGGUCAUGUGGGCGUUCACUAAUUUCGUCACGUGCAUGAAAGUACGUCAUCCUGGGCGUCCUUUCGGUGCUGAUGGAGAGCGUGGAGUUUCAGUGUGUCACGCGUCCGAUAUCCGAGGUUUUUCCUUUCCUGGGAACGUCACAUGUCAACGCAAGAUUGCCAGGUAGGCGAGCAAGCAGGCAGGGGGAGGAGGGAAAGACCUUGACUGACUGGUCGGCAACCUUUCUUCCUACAGGUGGCUGCACAUCCACAUCCACAGCCGACCUGCUGCCAGCGCACCUUUGCCUCCCUGUGUGCAUGGUGGAGGAGCUGACCGGCUGCCGUUUCGCCUGGCUCUCGUAUCACACUGAUGGGGCCUGGAUUGGUGGUCGAGGAGACAUGUCAUUGAAGGGAGGGGGGCGGGUGGGAGGGGCUGGGAGGGAGGGAGGGAGAGAAGAGUUCCACCACAUGUAGUUACAGGCAGUGACUUAGUGCUUGACUGCUCGUUGGGCUAUUUGCUGUGGGAUUUGUGACUUGUAUGAGUCCGUGAGCACCAGUUCAUCUGGCGAGGAUCACGCAUACGGGCUGGGCUGGCUGUCUUCCCUGCCUGCACCAGUAUUGCCUCUCGCUCUUCUUCUUUCUUUUCCUCUAGCCAACACACACACACACGACGGCCUGGUGUAUGCGGCAUACGAGCACCCUCUUCUGUAUAGGAGCACCCUCUUCAUCUGUGGCUGUCAGAGGCAUACAUGGGUGACACAGUGCAUGGGUGUCCUUUCUUUUAUGCAGGCUUUGUGGCGAUGGUUGAGGAUGCCGUGCGUUACGUGCGGACACGCGUAAGACUCACUGCACGAGGACACACGUAAGACCUCUGUUGACGUUUCUUGCUCUUCAGGGUGCACCGCAGACUCCGCCGCCAUCGUGUUCUUUUCGCUGCUGGGGGUCAUCUUCUUGCCGCUGCUGCUGUUCGUGCCGUUCAUCUCGGAGUACCGCAACUCAAACAAGAACGGGUGGGCUGCCGUGGGGGACGCGCUCGUCGACGGCGUGAAGUAUAUCACAUACGAGCACCCGGCCGAGUUCCUCAUCUGCUCGCCCUUCUCAUCGUGUCCGUUGCCGUCUUGCGCAACUACUGGAAAUCAGACAAUGACCGCAACCAGCGCACCCCAGUGGCCACCGAGGAGCAAGAGCUGUCUGCCGGUAGGGGUGGGCGAGAACAUCCAGUACGCCCACAAAAACGACACGCAGUGAAGAAUUUGAGAUGCCGCGAAAUGGAGUUCCGUGGGUCGACGUACUGUGAGGGUCAACGGGGGUGCCGCACAGAAGGCUAUCAAAGAAAGCACCACACAGGUGAAUCACGCACAGACACACACCCCAAUCGCCCAACUUGCCCACACACACACACACACAUACACACACACUUCUCCGCGUACGUAUUGUGUUUUUCAGGAUCUGAAGGUGACCCGUCGCUCCACUGCCCACGCCUCGCUCAUGAAGAAGCGCCGCAACAACAUCAGCUGCAGGAAGAGGAAGGAGGGCCACGCCAACCUCGCCCCCAUCGUAGUGGGCUACGGCGCUCCCAACACCGACCUGGGACUGCCCUUCAACCCGGCCGUCUACCAGACACGGCUGAACACGUCUGUGGGAAGACUCGCCACCCGUCAGCUGCGGAUGAAGGCGGGCAAGAAGGCGGCCGCCACCAAACGCCGCUUUCCAAGGCAAGCAUACCGCGUGGUCGCAGAGCUCCGAGAGGGCGGCCAUGCGGUGGACAUUCAGUGAGAGGGUUGCAGUGCAGAGACUAGCAAGGCAG
This is a messenger RNA of Vitrella brassicaformis, 3109 nucleotides long. Lineage: Eukaryota; Vitrellaceae. The record is from the annotation of a GenBank genome assembly.